CACACUUCCUUGUAUAAGCACUUGCCUCCCCAUCUCCCUCCUGCCCCUCCCACUCAGCCAGACGUCCACUGAACUGUUCUUGGCUGAGGGAGGGAGUCUGCAGAGGCCAUGCACUUGGGGUGAUGACGUCACGUGCCGGGCAAAGAACACUUCCAGGGAGCUACAGACAUGCUUAAUGACUCAAGGGAAGAAGCGAGAUAAAUGCGUCAGUGUCAGCUUCCGUGUCAAAAGCGACUAUAUAUUGCGCCAGUGGCAUGAGGCAGUGUGUGCAGGCCGCUAGCUCCUGCCACACUCAUCCGGACCUGCGGUGGGAAAGGUGUGCUCUUGGGUGCUGUCCACGGAAGUCGGCAAGGUGUGUGUGUGUGUGACCCGAACGGAUGGGAGUGUCGCACGAUGAGAACAGGCACACAGGGAGUUGUUGGGCUUGGUAGUGUCGGUGAAGAGACACUUGAGCACGCUAUACCCUACCUGAAGUGCGCUUCACACGUGCAGUGCUCUCCCGACCCCCUUGAUAAUACGCUGCGCAUCCACAUCAUGUCAUCCCGAAAGAGCACCAAAGCACCUCGCAUGUCUAGGAAAAGUGACGUUCGCGUAUUGCUGGAAGGCGAUCCACAGACUAUAAAUAAGGAUAAACUGCCCAUCGAAAAGCCGAAGCUAAGUGAGGUUCCUAUAUUGCUGCGAUGCGACCCACACACGAGAGACAAGGAUACACUGCCCGUCGAAAAGCCUAAACACAGAGAGGUUCCCGUAGAAAUGCUGCAAGGCGAACCGCACAUGAAAGAUAAGGGUACAGUGCCCGUCGAAAACCUUGAGCAAAGUGAAGUUCCUGUAAAUAUGCUGCAAGGCGACCUGCAAACGAUAAAUAAGGAUACUCUACCCGUCAAGAAGCCUAUGCAAAGUGAAGUUCCAGUAAAAAUUCUGCAAGGUGACCCACAAACGAUAAACAAGGAUACAAUGCCCGUUAAAAAGCCUCAGGAAAGUGUGAUUCCCGUAGAGUUGCUGCAAGGUGACCCACAGACUAUUGACAAGGACACGCUGCCCCCUGAGAAGCCCAGAAAAAGUGAACUUCCGGUGGAGCUGCAACAAGGUGACCCAAAGGUGAAAGACAAUCAACAAGGGACACAUCGAGACACCUGCUGCUGCUGCCCAAGAAUACCUGCCUGGCUUGAGGGGUCCACCGUUAGACAGACCCUGGCAGCGAUUGUGAUGGCGCUCAUACAGAUUCAGGCCGGCACCGCGUUCGGCUUCUCGGGGAUAACACUGCCGCAGCUGACUGACUCGGCAACCCAGGACCUGUUUCUCGAGCCCCACCAGGCCGCGCUCUUUGGAAGCUUGGUGAACCUCGGGGCUGUGGCGGGGACCUGCCUCACGUGGCCGCUCCUGGUGAGGCUGGGCCAGCGAGCCACACUCCAGCUGGGCCUCCCGCUCUGCUUCCUCUCCUGGCUCACCCUCGUCUUAUCCUCUUCCGUGUGGCUCCUUCAAACGGCCCGCUUUAUCCUGGGCCUCACCACGUGUCUCAUGACGCCUGCAGCCAAUCUCUAUCUCCUGGAAAUAUCUCACAGGAAAAUUCGCGGUAGACUCCUCGGUGUGAUGACGCUGUCACGAAAUCUGGGCGGAUUAGUCGUCACCCUCAUUGGCAGCUCGUCCCUCAGCUGGCGCCACGUGGGCCUCGUGUGCUCCAGCCUCUCCGUCCUCCCCUUACUGGGAGUGCUGUGGCUGCCCAACUCUCCCCGUUGGCUGAUGACUCAAGACAGAGAGGAAGAUGCUCUCUUCGCCUUGAGCUUCUUCCGUAAGAAAGGUUACGACCCGUCGCCAGAGCUACGAGAAAUCACGGAGCAGGUGGAGAACAAGGGCAGCCCCAGCAGCAGCGUUUGGGGGCAGCUGAAGAUGCUGUUCCAUUCCCAGACACUGAGCACCCUCUGUGUCUUGGCCCUCAUAACAGUCCUGGUGGCAUUUUGUGGGACUUACCCUCUGUCGUCCUAUCUGGUACCCAUCCUGGAGGCAGCGCAGGACGACAGGGACCCUUACGUCAGCGCGGUGAUGUACAGUUCUGUCAGAAUACUGGGAAUAGUCAUUCACCUGGCUGUGGUCGACAAGCUGGGACGGAAACCUUUGAUCAUCGCUUCCUUCUCCCUAUGUGCGGUCAGCACCGCCGCCUACGCCACAUAUUUCCAUCUACUGGACAAGACAAUGACCGCGGAGGUCAGCUGGCUUCCCCUCACACUGUUACUUCUGUUUAGCCUGUUCUCCGGUGUGGGCCUACCCGUUAUCCCCGCGUUGCAGGGGGAGCUCCUGCCCACCAACUGCCGAGCGGCAGGCUUAUCCCUGCUGACGUGUGUCCUCAUGCUGGGCGGGUUCGCGUCCUCCCACACCUACUUCAUGACGGCACAGGCGCUGGGCCAAGACGGAGCUUUCUGGCUCUUCAGCUGCUGUUCGACCCUUCUUGUUCUGGUCGCCAUCUUCUGUGUGCCAGAGACGAAGGGCCGCACUUUAGAGGAUAUUUCCACGCCCCGGCUACGCUCUGAACACUCUCUGACGCCCUCUCACACUGGCCCUCAGGAGAAGCGUCCAGCUGAUAAGAACGUUGCGUCCAUGACUCAAGUCAGUGUGUGGACUGUCCCAAUGUCAAACAUUAAAUAGCUGAGAGAACCAACGAUGGAGCAUCAUGCGUUAACCCUUUGAAAUCUAGCUGCGGAGCGUCAAUGCGUGAUUGCGUGUGUGUGUGUGUGUGUGUGUAUGUGUGUACCACACGUAUUUAUCCUUAGCGCAGUCUUAUAGAGCCUGCAAAACAUAUCAUUUAGAAGCUCUUGAGCUUGGGAUCUCACAAAAAAAUAUUGCCAAAGUUAUAGGAAUAAAUAAUUGUAAACUAGCGCGCUCGUUACCAGGCGGAGAACAAACGUCGAACACUGACCAGGACGCAGAGGUUAGUGACGCUGUGUUUGUGUGCAUGUCGGUCUGUCUCUUUGACCAGUGUCAAAGACGUCCCAACAGGCAACAAAUAAGAGGAGUAAGGCGUUUAUCCCUCGACUGUCUCCCUGAUCAGUGUUAAAGAUACCCAACAGGCAACAUGUGAUCUUGAACAGCAGACUACCACAAACUAAUUAUAUAAACACGUGUAUAUAAAGUUCGGAAUAUGUAAACACGGUAUAAGCCUUAAUACAAAGUGAUAGUUAUU
Messenger RNA from Eriocheir sinensis (Chinese mitten crab), 3175 nucleotides. Its product is annotated as facilitated trehalose transporter Tret1-like. Gene Ontology annotation, biological process: transmembrane transport. The record is from RefSeq and is a predicted model, not a curated record. The transcript is spliced from 3 exons. Gene Ontology annotation, cellular component: membrane. NCBI's taxonomy places the organism in Eukaryota, Metazoa, Arthropoda, Malacostraca, Decapoda, Varunidae. Bases 394 to 2640 code for a protein of 748 amino acids. Gene Ontology annotation, molecular function: transmembrane transporter activity.